This is a messenger RNA of Symbiodinium natans, 1341 nucleotides long. NCBI's taxonomy places the organism in Eukaryota, Dinophyceae, Suessiales, Symbiodiniaceae. The record is from the annotation of a GenBank genome assembly.
AUGGGCAACAAGGCCUCCGAGCCUCUGCUGCCCUCUGCCUUGCGGACCUUGGCGGAUCGCAAGACCCUGGUAGAAGGACAGAUCGCCGACUACGAUCGGAUGACUUGGUUUCAGCAAGCCCUUUUCGACACGUCAGCCUUCCAGGCCCACGCGGACUGGCUGAAAGAGUGGAGACAGGAGUGGGCGGCGAAGCUCCGGCCCAACUCCGUGCCCCGUGCUCCCAUCGUGGGUUCGAGUUUUCCCAAAGCACGGGAAGAUGCGGACGAUGGAGAUGCAGAAGAUGUAGAUGAUGCAGGUUCAUCCAAGUUCCAAUUGCCAGCUGUUGCCGCAGCCCAGGCCGCCCUCGAAAAGUAUGGGACAGAUUGGAAAGCUGCUGGGAUGGACUCCGUGGUGGAGGAGGUGGUGAACCUCAUGCAGUCCGAACCACAAAACGCCUUUGUGCAGGAGCGCGGCUGCGAGUCCUUGCGCUAUCUCUGCACCGACGAUGAAAGUCGGCAAGCGGUGGCAGCAAAGGAUGCCAUUCCUACCAUAUUGAGGUCCAUGGAGCUCAAUGAGAACGAGUCAGAUGUCCAGGGAUAUUGCUGCGGGACCUUGGUUCAUUUAGCAGCUACGCCAUCGACUCGACAGAGUAUUGUGCGGGAGAAAGGGUUGGAGGCUGUUCUACGAGCCAUGCAGAUGCAUCCUAGCAGCCCUUUUGUCCAGUUCAAAGCCUGCUCAGCUCUCGCCAACAUCGCAGCUACUGGCCGAGAGCAGUCUCUGCUGGCUACGCUCGGUGGAGGCGAGAUAGUGCUGAAGACCAUGCGGGCGCACGUGCAUGAUCUGUCUGUGCUUGAGUACUGCCUUGGCGCGCUGCACAACUUGGCGGUCUACCACGGGAAUCAGGCAGCCCUGCGCACAGCUGGCGCGGUGCGUGUGCUGAGAGACGCUGUACGCCUCCACCCGCACAACAAUCAGGUGCAACAGGCCAGUUGCAACGGCAUCACAUGCUACUAUGCGUCGGUACAGGAGCAGCUUGAGUUGAUCAAGCUCUUGAUACGCAUUGCAGAAUUGCUGGUGUCUAGCGCCUUGAGCGACUUUGGCAAAGAAUCCUUGGACACUCUGCUCUGGCACACGGGCGCGACGCCAUGCAAGCCGAGCAAGCGUUCUGCAUUGGGCCAGCCAGAGCAGAAAACCUUCAAUGCCAUGGUGGCCGGUGCCGACCGCGACAAGGCCUUGGAGAUCGUCACCAGGCACCCAGGUAUUCUGGCUGCUGGGCCGGACGUGAAGGACAACAUGCUUCAGGCGGAUGUGGCUUCGAAUGCCAUCAACGCAGCGAGGGGCCUGUCCAAGCUGUUCAGAUAG